AUGCAAACAUUCAAAACUGCAAGUAAUCAUGAUGAAGUGCUUGUGUCAAUUGACGUUGAAUCCGUCGCGAUCGGUUUUACCCACGCAACUGACGAUCGAUAUCCUGUUACUGUUAGCGUAGUUAAUGAUGAAUGUCAAGUAGUGUACGAAGGGAUGAUCAAACCAAAUGUAACGGUGGUCAGCUAUUUGACAUUAUUGACAGGAUUGAAACAAGGUGAUUUAGAUCGUGGUGAAGCAUUGGAGGAGGUGCUACAAAAAGUUCAUGCAUUACUGUCACCAAAUGUAGUUUUGGUCGGACAAAGUCCUAAAAGUGAUGUGAAAUGGUUGCAACUAAAACAAGGUGUUCAUUAUAAAAGAGUGAUUGAUCUAUCAGAGAUGUUCAAAAUAUAUAAUCCAAAAUAUCGAACCACAAAUUAUUUUUCAUUAGCACAUGAGGCAGAUGUGUUGUUAGGCAUAGAUUUGAAUUCAUCAACUGGACAUAAUGCUACUCAAGAUGCGAAAACAUCAAUGCAACUCUAUCAGAAAUAUAAAAAUAACGAAAAUGAUCUUAAACUAGCUCGUCUUCAUCUACUAGCAAAUCGUCCUCGACCGACUCCUGCUAAAGUGUACAACUACCGUGCAUCGGAAUUUAAUCAUUAUAUUACGUUACAAGGAUGUUCGGUUCCCGGUUCCGGAACCGAGAACCGCGGUUCUGGAACCGAAACCACGGUUCCGGUUCUCGAGUUAGAACCGAAGCGAAAAGAACCGCGAUUCCGGUUCUCGACUUAGAACCGAACCGCGGUUCUCGGUUCUCAGCUAAGAACCGGAGAAGAAUUUUUCAAGCAGUAAUAAUUCUGCCAAAUGAAAUUCAUUUUAUAGUAAACGCAAGGAUGCUUUUAAAUGAUGACAG
Molecule: messenger RNA, 889 nt
Organism: Didymodactylos carnosus
Lineage: Eukaryota; Metazoa; Rotifera; Eurotatoria; Philodinida; Philodinidae
Source: the annotation of a GenBank genome assembly